Molecule: messenger RNA, 2120 nt
Organism: Mustela lutreola (European mink)
Lineage: Eukaryota; Metazoa; Chordata; Mammalia; Carnivora; Mustelidae
Gene: TMEM45B
Product: transmembrane protein 45B
Exons: 8
Coding region: 442-1269 (275 amino acids)
Source: RefSeq, a predicted model, not a curated record
GCUGGCGGCGCUGCCUGGGCCGGGCCGGGCGCUCGCACCUGCCGGGCGGCUGCGGCAGUGGGCGCUCGACGCGGGCAGCGGAAGACUCCGGGGCGCUCGGCGCAGCCUGGAGUUUGUCGGUGUCAAACUUUGUGGAGGAGAGUCAUAACAUACCGGAAGACGCGGGCCGGCGUCACUUCCGGCGGCGCCCUUCUUGGCUGAGGGCUCUUCCGCUUCGUGAGGCUGUGCUUGCCCCCCGCUCCUGGAGUUUCUGGAACAGACGUGGAACUGAUAUGAAGGCCUUAUUGAAUAUGGUGUCUUGAUUUUACAAGGGAGAAUGCCUAAUGUUUGUGAGUACAAGCCCUGUGGAGCCUACUUUUAAAAAAGGGGGAAAAAAGACCUGAGCCAAAAUCAAGAGUUGGACGCUUACCUGACUGAACCACCCAGGUGCCGGAGAACACAAUGGCGAACUUUAAGGGCCACGCUCUCCCAGGGAGUUUCUUCUUGAUAGUUGGGCUGUGGUGGUCAGUAAAGUACCCGCUGAUAUACUUUCACCAGAAGGGGAAAAGCAGCCGACUGACUCGUUACCAACAGCGUCUCGAGAUCAUUGAAGCUGCAAUCAGAACCUUGUUUUCAGUCAUUGGGAUCCUGGCAGAGCAGUUUGUUCCCGACGGGCCCCACCUCCACCUGUACCACGAAAGCGGGUGGGUGAAGUUAAUGAACUGGCAGCACAGCACCAUGUACUUAUUCUUCGCCGUCUCGGGGAUCGUGGAUCUGCUCACCUGCCUCGUCAGCCAUGUUCCCCUGGGGCUGGACAGACUGGUUAUGGCCGUGGCGACAUUCACCGAAGGUUUCCUCUUCUACUACCACGUCCAUAACCGCCCACCCCUGGACCAGCAUAUCCACUCGCUCCUGCUGUGCGCCGUGUUCGGAGGGGCCUUCAGCAUCUUCGUAGAGGUGAUCCUUCGGGACAACAUCGUGCUGCAGCUCUUCCGAACCAGUCUCGUUAUUCUUCAGGGCACCUGGUUCUGGCAGAUUGGGUUUGUGCUGUUCCCACCUUUUGGAGGACCCGAAUGGGACCAGAAAGAUCACGCAAACCUAAUGUUCGUCACCAUGUGCUUCUGCUGGCACUACUUGGCUGCCCUCUGCAUUGUGGCCAUCAGCUACUCGCUCGUUUUCUGCCAUUUGACCCGGUUAAAGAGGCCCGGAGGAGAAAUCAUUGGUAUUCAGAAGCUGAAGUCAGAUCACACUUACCAGACAGCCCUCUUGAGUGGCUCGGAUGAGGAAUGAGAGGAGGCCACCCGUCACCAGUGCGGGGUGGAUGUGCCCCUCUGAGUUCAACAUGCCAGAGUGUGCAAAGAGGUAGCUCAUCUCCCUUUCAGUGCCUGCUGUGGUCUGCAGGGUUUAUACAUUCGCACCUUCUCAUUAAACUAAGGUCUCUGUUGCUAUGGUAUCCUUCAUAGAGAAAAAUGAAGCAACAAGCCCUUAUUUAUGUUCCCAUAUGAAGGGAAAUCAAAGACUCUGAAAGUUUCAGAAUAGGAUGUGGCCUCAUGGAUGAAUCCAGGAUAUGAAUCCAACAGAAAAUACUGCUUUUGAUAAAUUAUUCCUUUUUCUCUCAAGAAAACAGGUACUUUCUUAGCAGAAAUUAAGUAAACAAGACUGCCUUUAUUUUAAAGAUGCAAUUCUAGCACAUUUUUUUUUAAAGUAAAAAUUCACAAGCUUUGGUACUUUAAAUAUUACUUGUUAAACUUUUCCUAAUUAACCAUUAAUAUUCCACAAUACUGCAAUACUACUGAUAAGUGAUGAUGCUGGGCCAAAGGUGACUUUUUUUUCUUUUUUUGAAUUAGGAAGCUAGUUAGUGGCCCAGCUGAGAGCUGGAACAUAGAUGUUCUGGGUCCUCAAAAGUACUCUAAUAAGAAGAUGCUAACAGGAAGUCUGUAUAAUGAGGUAGAGAGAAAAAGGCAGGUUACUAAAGACCUUGAAUUUAAAUAUAGCUGAAAGCAGAGGGUAAGAAUCCUGCAGAAGAUGUGGAUCUUGAACUAGUAAUGUAAAGUCUCAAUACUGUAAUGUUGGUUCUGGAUGUUUCUUGUUUUUUAACUUCCUUCAACAAAUAUUUAUUAAACAUCUGCUUUGCACCAGCA